UUUAUGUAUAAUCUAUAAAAGGACGUGAAUGAUUUUAACAAUGAAAUGAAUUAAUAAAUAAAAUGUCAAAUUCCCUGUAAACAGUAUUAAGUCCACCAACCGUUUAUAGAACCAUAAUCAAACAGAAUGUUCCAAACAAAGAAACUUUUCCAUUUUCUUUCACGUCACUGUAUUUCAAGAAACUAUCAAGUAACAGUUGUCGGGGGGGCCAGUGAGAUCGGACAGACUGUCGGAUUGUUGCUCCGGACCCAGCCAGCGAUCACGAAACUGAUCAUUCAUGACGACCUAGAGCACACUCCAGGCGUUGUGUUAGAUUUGUCACACAUACCAUCAGGGUCCGCGUUACAGGGAGUAGUUGGAGGUAACUCUUUGGAAAAGUUCUGGACAGACUCUAGCAUCAUAAUAGCCACAGGCGGCGUAGCCCGAAGCCCGGGGACAUCUAAGGAAACAUGGUUUAACGCAAACGUUGAUUUUAUAAAGACUUUAUCGUCUCGUAUAUCCAAAAUGUCGCCGAUGCCGUUCGUAGGUAUCGCUACGGAACCCAUUAACACUUUAGUUCCCAUGGCUGCGGAAAUAAUGAAGAACCAUGGGGAAUAUGAUCCCAAAAAAAUGUUCGGCAUCACAAUAUUAGAUAAGCUGAAAACAGAAGCAUUGUACGCUGCGGAAGCCGAAAAGGAUCCUCAAAACUGCAACGUCCCAGUGAUAGGCGGCCACUCAGAAAAAACCCUGAUACCGCUACUGUCACAGGCAGAACCCAAAUGUAACUUGGACGAGAAAAGAAUACAAGAAUUCACAUCUAGGGUGAGGUCAUCUGAUAGCGCAAUUUUGAAAUCAAAAUGCGGAUGGUCGCCAUCUUUGUCCGUAGCGUACGGCGCUGUGGCAUUCACUAAAUGUAUUAUGGAUGCUUUGGACGGUCGAACGACUCAAAUACAAGCGUACGUUGAAAACAAUGACUUCGGCACGUCGUAUUUCUCUGGACUGGUCACCGUUGAUCAAAAUGGAGUUAAGGAGAUGCAAAGCUACUCAAACCUAUCGUCAUACGAAUGUCAGUUGUUAGAAAGAAGUAUCGAGCAGCUGAGAAAGGAAGUCCUGAUGGGGAAGAAGGCACUGGAGCUGGAGUAGUCCAGAGUUCAUAUUGAAAAUAAUACACAGUUGUACCAA
Danaus plexippus (monarch butterfly) is the source of this 1161-nucleotide messenger RNA. RefSeq names its product malate dehydrogenase-like. The transcript has a single exon. The record is from RefSeq and is a predicted model, not a curated record. The coding region runs from base 127 to 1122 and encodes 331 amino acids. Lineage: Eukaryota; Metazoa; Arthropoda; Insecta; Lepidoptera; Nymphalidae. Gene Ontology annotation, cellular component: cytoplasm. Gene Ontology annotation, molecular function: L-malate dehydrogenase (NAD+) activity. Gene Ontology annotation, biological process: carboxylic acid metabolic process.